Messenger RNA from Dentiscutata heterogama, 687 nucleotides. Lineage: Eukaryota; Fungi; Glomeromycota; Glomeromycetes; Diversisporales; Gigasporaceae. The record is from the annotation of a GenBank genome assembly.
AUGGAUGAUACAAACUUUAAUGCUAUUUUUAAUUCUUAUUUAUCGACUCUAAUAUAUACUCACGCUUUUAAACAAACAACAAAUGAUCUGGCUUGUGCCAGUAAUUUUAAUGAUUUAAAUGAUUUAAAUGCUUCUUCUUCUUCAUUACAGUUCCAGGCCUUUAAACAAACAAUAAAUGAUCUGACUUGUGCCAGUAAUUUUGAUGACCUGAACACUUCUCUUUUAUAUUUGUUGCCACAGUUUCAGGCUUCUGAACAAGCAAUAAAUAUGGCUGAUAUGAAUUACGAAGAUGUAUUUUAUAUGAUAAAUGCUUUUUCAUCUCUAUCAUCUUCGUCUCAGGCUUUUGAACGAUCAAAAAAUAUAACAGAUGUGAAUUUUGAAGAUAGGAGAAAUGAUUUUUCAUCUUUCUCAUCCUCACUUCAUGUUUAUAUGACUUCUGAGAAAACAAAUAAUAUUGAAAUGGAAUGUGAAUCUACUUUUUAUAAGAAUAUAAAUACUUGUUUUUCGUUACAGAUUCAAACUUCUAAGGAAACAAAUAACAUUGAAAUAGAAUAUGAGUCUACUUUUCACAGGAAUACAAAUGCUUGUUCUUUGUCACAGAUUCAAACUUCUGAGAAAACAAAUAACAAACAUGAAUCUACUUUUUAUAAGAAUAUAAAUGCUUCUUGUUCUUUAUCUCAGAUUCAA